AUGGUGAAAGAAAAGCCUAAUUCAAUACGGAUCUACGACGACGAGGGAUUCAGACGGCGCGCUGCUUGCAUAUGCGUACGGUCUGACGCCGAAACGGAGGUGUUGUUAGUGACAUCGUCGCGCCGGCCUGACAACUGGAUUGUGCCCGGCGGCGGGGUUGAGCCGGAGGAAGAACCCUCUGUGACGGCGAUGCGGGAGGUUCUAGAGGAAGCUGGCGUUAUUGGAAAGCUUGGCCGUUGUCUUGGUGUUUUCGAAAACCGCGAACACAAGCACAGGACUGAAGUAUACGUGAUGACCGUAACACAGGAGUUGGCGGAGUGGGAGGACUCCCGUCUAAUGGGGCGCAAACGACAAUGGUUCUCAAUCGACGACGCCCUCGCCCAGCUCGCGCUACACAAGCCAAUUCAACGGCAUUAUUUACAACAGCUCAAGCGAUCCAAACAGACCAAGUCGGACGACAGCUAA
Messenger RNA from Pieris macdunnoughi, 465 nucleotides. Lineage: Eukaryota; Metazoa; Arthropoda; Insecta; Lepidoptera; Pieridae. The record is from the annotation of a GenBank genome assembly.